This is a messenger RNA of Bactrocera latifrons, 1147 nucleotides long. RefSeq lists its product as uncharacterized. Gene Ontology annotation, molecular function: peptidyl-prolyl cis-trans isomerase activity. The record is from RefSeq and is a predicted model, not a curated record. Bases 84 to 1067 code for a protein of 327 amino acids. Gene Ontology annotation, biological process: protein peptidyl-prolyl isomerization. NCBI's taxonomy places the organism in Eukaryota, Metazoa, Arthropoda, Insecta, Diptera, Tephritidae. The transcript has a single exon.
UUUAGACGAACUUCAUUUGUUUUCUAAAUUUAUUUUCUCAAAUCUCUACCGCUUUCGAACAAAUAGAUUAUCAACUUUUCAAUAUGCAACGCAUGAGAUUGUCCGAGAAGAAGCGCCGUCUGCAGGUGGAAAACUACAAGAACAUGAUAUUGCUGGUGAAGCCGCGCGUGGACGACGUUUCCCCGAAACUCAAUAUCAGAGACGUUUUACGCGCAUCAAAAUUGCGCGACGACUUGAAUGCCUUCGAUCGCAUACGACGCAUGAACAACGAGCUGUUGCGCAGCGUCAACAUGAUCUCACGCAUUGGCGGACAAUUGGAUACGUUUCGUGAAAAUCGCAUGAGUCAUACGCCGCGAUCGCGCAUACCCUUAAUCGUGCUGCGCAACCGCUAUAUCGAGCGCGAUAAUGCGAAGUUCGGACAAAUGCUGAAAACGGUCGGCACCACCUUGGACACGCACGUGGCACCGCAUUUGCUGCGUCAUGUACGUAAGAACUCCAUUGAGUUUGUCGUGCCCGCACAGAUCUUGGCCAAGUAUAGCCAACUGCAAAUGCCGCCCUACUCACAGUUGCGGCGUCUAUUGCGACCCGUUAUCUACUUCGAUUUCUACGUGAAGGGCCUACGGCCGGCUGGACGUAUCACCAUACAGCUGUACACGGAGGCCUGCCCGCAGGUGGUGUUGGCUUUUGUGCGCGCCUGUCGCCAUAGAGACAAAAAUCGCAUACUGGUUAAUCGGCUCUUUCCCGGACUCUGGCUGGACUGCUGUCUGCUAAUACCGCAAGAGCAGAAAAUCAAACCGAAACGCAUUGAGUAUGACAUGCGUGCACUGGAUCAUAGUCGGCCAGGCACGCUGGCCUUCUCACUGGACAAUCAGGAUGCCUUGCAUAAGGACGCCUUGAAGUUCUCCAUAAGUCUGAAGCCGUUGCAGGUGUUGAAUGGCAAACGUGUGGCAUUCGGUGUGGUCAGCAGUGGCACGAAGGUGUUGGACUCCAUGCAAGUCUUUGGCAUGAAGAAGAGCGGCAAGCUGACAAAAAGCAUCAUAAUAAGCGAUAUGGCGUUGCUGGUUUAGUGGUUCGUAGUGUCUCACUUUGUACAAAUAGUAUUAGUUGCUUUCGUUUUCUUUGUAAAUUAUAUGUAAAAAUUUGAAAA